AUGACGUCUGUUUUCAGAAUAGGCCAGUGUCUGUCUGGAAAAGUGGGAGCAUAUACCAUCCAUAAACAAGUGCAGGACUUUAUUUGGCUAGCUAGCUUUUUUCAACGUCGAACAGCGUCACUCCGGCCUUUGGUAGAUGAAAUUGAAGAGCCGGGUGGUCCGACUACAAUUGUAUUGAAGCACCUCGAUGAUGACCUCCACGAUGCUUCGGCCGCUAAAAGACUCACUUCUUCUGAGAUAAAAUAUGUAUCGAAGAAGAUUCUUGAAGGGCUGAAGGUAAUUCAUCAGGAUGGAUAUGUGCAUACAGAUGUGAAACUAGACAAUGUACUAGUAAACUAUGUACCUGAAGACAGCGGUCCUCGAUUCACCAAUGUCCAGCUCGCAGAUCUUGAGAACACCGUCCAUGUGGAAUCCAAGUUUUGCAAAGAUCGGGAUGCUAUUGGUGCACCUCUCUGGCGUAGUCCUGAAGCUCAACUUGAGCUUCAAUGGGGACCAGCAGCUGAUAUAUGGGCGUUCGGAUCAAUGGUUAUAUCCCUAAUUUGGGGCGAUAACUUUUUCAUCUUCAAGCCUGAUGUACCGCGUGGUCAUGAUGGAUAUGAGUUCAAGAUUCUCGAAAAGUACCAUAUCUACUUUGGGCCGUGCCCACCAUCAUUUGUCGACCUCGCUGACGAUGAAACCUUGGCGAUAUUAUCAUAUAUCAUGGACAAUAUUUCUCGUGAAAAACUGAGGCCUUUCUCACAGGCUAGUCAGCGGGAAUUUCCAAAGACAAGGAGUUUGUGUUGA
Messenger RNA from Aspergillus wentii DTO 134E9, 783 nucleotides. RefSeq lists its product as uncharacterized. The transcript is spliced from 4 exons. The record is from RefSeq and is a predicted model, not a curated record. The coding region runs from base 1 to 783 and encodes 260 amino acids. Gene Ontology annotation, biological process: protein phosphorylation. Gene Ontology annotation, molecular function: ATP binding; protein kinase activity. Lineage: Eukaryota; Fungi; Ascomycota; Eurotiomycetes; Eurotiales; Aspergillaceae.